Molecule: messenger RNA, 889 nt
Organism: Laetiporus sulphureus 93-53
Lineage: Eukaryota; Fungi; Basidiomycota; Agaricomycetes; Polyporales; Laetiporaceae
Exons: 7
Coding region: 69-836 (255 amino acids)
Biological process (GO): protein quality control for misfolded or incompletely synthesized proteins
Cellular component (GO): endopeptidase Clp complex
Molecular function (GO): ATP-dependent peptidase activity; ATPase binding; serine-type endopeptidase activity
Source: RefSeq, a predicted model, not a curated record
GAAGUUUCAGCAGUGGCCCACGAACACGACUCUGCCGUCCCUGUGAGCCCACAGAUCCAACUGAAAAUAUGUCUGGCCUAGCUACGAUCUUGCGACCCCACGCACGGUCUCUGACGUUGGCGAAACGGUUCACGCGAAAUGUAACCCUUCGUCGCCAUGUUCAUCCACUUGCGGCAGACUGGUCAACUCCGCCUUCAUUACCGCCAUCAAGUGCAUCAUUGGUGCCAAUCGUUAUUGAACAGACAGGAAGAGGCGAACGAAGCUAUGACAUCUUCUCGCGGUUGCUCCGGGAGAGAGUAAUCAUGCUUUAUGGGCCCAUCAGGGAUACCGAUUCCGCUUUGAUUGUCGCGCAACUACUCUUCCUUGAAGCCGAGGAAACCUCAAAACCUAUUCACCUCUACAUCAAUUCUCCGGGUGGGAGCGUGACAGCUGGCUUGGCGAUAUAUGACACAGUGAAGUACGUCUCGUCGCCUAUACACACGUACUGUGUCGGCCAGGCUUGCUCCAUGGGGUCGCUUCUCCUAGCAGCGGGCGAGAAAGGCAAACGCCACGCACUUCCUUACUCUACAAUCAUGAUACACCAGCCGUCCGGUGGCGCCUCUGGCCAGGCGUCCGAUAUCGCGAUCCAUGCCAAGGAAAUUCUCCGUAUUCGGAAUUUGCUUACCAACGUCUAUCAACGGCACUGUGGUAAAGACGGCGAGAGCGUGGAAGACGGCGUGGAGCGUUUCGAGAAGGCCCUUGAACGAGAUACGUUCAUGACCGCUGAAGAAGCGCUCGACUUUGGCAUCGUCGACAGCGUAUUGGAGAAGCGUCCUAAGCUUGAUAGUUCAAUCUAAUGCUUCGUCUAUGAAUAUCAGAGUUCUUUUUGAGCUCAUGAACAAUCCCUGGC